GCUUGGCUUGCCAUACCCGGGGCAGCAUUCCGGCGCGGAUGUUUUAGCAGCUCGGUCGGGCUGUGUUGUUCCUCCGUGAUCCGCGCUGUUAUCGCAUUCGUGGCUUCUUACAUACACAAUAGCCGGGCUCAGCAAGAAACUUUGAGCCCUUAAGGACAUCGAGUGACGUAACCUUGUAGCGUUAUGCCUCAAAGAGGCAGCUAAAACCCUUCAGGAUGUCUUUCUCUGUGCGGAUGAUCGGCAAAGUUGGGACGAGACUUCGGGGAAGUCUUCAGACUCUUCACUGCGGCUUCACCCGUCCUCAUCUGGCGACAUUUCUAGAACAAGUUCAUCACAGACAUGCUGCCCUUGGAAGUCGCAGAGCUCUUCUCUUCAGCACACUAGCUCCCUCUUGUGACUUGUCUUUGGAGUAUAAACAUGGCCGUCUGGUGCUGGAGGUGCCACUGCCAUCCAGACAUGAGAAGUGUCUGUUCUUCCUCAGGCCCAUGCUGAUGAAUGUGGGAGAUCUGAUCACGGAUCUGCAGCGGGAGGACUCUGGGCUGACAGCUGCUGUUCUCUCCAAAGAUGGGGAGCGUGUUGCUAACUCCACGCUAAUAGAAGCCCUCCUGGGCAAAGACUUCCUCCUCGUCAUUAAUGAUGUUUGCUACAACGUCUGCCCUCCUGAAAAAGUGUUUGCCACCAGUGAGCAUGCCACGGACAUAGAGGACAUGAAACAUGUCGUGCACCUGCUGCACACCGCUCUUCACCUGCCUGAACACCACCUUCUGAGAGAGAGGCAGUUGCUGGAGAAACUGGACAACCUCAAACAGGAGUUAACACCUCUGGAGAAGAUGAAGGCACAGCUGUCCCAGACAGCUGAGUUCCACAGCUCCAGGGUUCUGUGGACCGGCAUGGCGCUGCUGUCUGUUCAGGGCGGGGCCCUGGCUUGGCUCACCUGGUGGGUCUACUCGUGGGACGUCAUGGAACCGGUCACUUACUUCAUCACGUAUGGGACCAGCAUCGGAAUUUUCGCCUACUAUGUUCUGACCAAACAGGAUUAUGUAUAUCCAGAUGCCAAAGACAGACAGUUCCUGCAUUACUUUUAUAAGGGGGCCAGAAAGAGAAGAUUCGACGUGAAAAGAUACAAUGAACUGAAGGAGGAACUAGCUGAGGUGGAGGAGGAUCUGAGGCGUCUGAGAAAUCCAACCCAGCUUCAGCUGCCACUAGAACAGAUCCAGCCAAGGCCAUAAACCAAACCUGAGAUCAAUGUCAACACAGUCAAACAGACGCUUCCCUUUUUUCAUAAUAAUCUGGAAUUCAGAGGAUCAUGAGUUGUUUAGUGUUGUGAUGCCAACAAAUAUAAUAAAAAGGUGUUUUUUUUCCAA
Molecule: messenger RNA, 1364 nt
Organism: Oryzias latipes (Japanese medaka)
Lineage: Eukaryota; Metazoa; Chordata; Actinopteri; Beloniformes; Adrianichthyidae
Product: mitochondrial calcium uniporter dominant negative subunit beta
Biological process (GO): mitochondrial calcium ion homeostasis; calcium import into the mitochondrion
Cellular component (GO): uniplex complex
Molecular function (GO): calcium channel inhibitor activity
Source: RefSeq, a predicted model, not a curated record